This is a messenger RNA of Psammomys obesus (fat sand rat), 6883 nucleotides long. RefSeq names its product potassium sodium-activated channel subfamily T member 1 (gene Kcnt1). Gene Ontology annotation, biological process: potassium ion transport. Gene Ontology annotation, cellular component: membrane. NCBI's taxonomy places the organism in Eukaryota, Metazoa, Chordata, Mammalia, Rodentia, Muridae. Bases 17 to 3694 code for a protein of 1225 amino acids. The record is from RefSeq and is a predicted model, not a curated record. Gene Ontology annotation, molecular function: intracellular sodium-activated potassium channel activity. The transcript has 31 exons.
CAAGCGCUCCCGCAGGAUGGCGCGGGCCAAACUGCCGCGCUCUCCGUCCGAGGGCAAGGCGGGUCCGGGGGACACCCAAGCCGGCGCUGCAGCCCCUGAGGAGCCGCACGGGCUCAGCCCGCUGCUGCCGGCCCGCGGCGGGGGCUCCGUGGGCAGCGACGUGGGCCAGAGGGUCCAGGUGGAGUUCUAUGUCAAUGAGAACACCUUCAAAGAGCGGCUCAAGCUGUUCUUCAUCAAAAACCAAAGAUCCAGCCUGAGGAUCCGGCUGUUCAACUUCUCCCUCAAGCUCCUCACCUGCCUGCUGUAUAUCGUCCGUGUCCUGCUUGACAACCCAGACCAGGGCAUCGGAUGCUGGGGCUGCACGAAGUAUAACUACACAUUCAAUGGCUCAUCCUCCGAGUUCCACUGGGCUCCCAUUCUGUGGGUGGAGAGGAAGAUGGCUCUGUGGGUGACCCAGGUCAUUGUGGCCACAAUAAGCUUCUUAGAGACCAUGCUCCUCAUUUACCUCAGCUACAAAGGCAACAUCUGGGAGCAGAUCUUCCAUGUGUCUUUCGUCUUGGAGAUGAUCAACACACUGCCCUUCAUCAUCACGGUCUUCUGGCCACCUCUUCGGAACCUGUUCAUCCCUGUGUUUCUCAACUGCUGGCUGGCCAAGCAUACACUGGAGAACAUGAUCAAUGACUUCCACCGUGCCAUCCUGCGCACACAGUCAGCCAUGUUCAACCAGGUGCUCAUCCUCUUCUGCACCCUGCUAUGCCUUGUCUUCACAGGGACCUGUGGGAUCCAGCACCUGGAAAGGGCAGGUGGGAACUUGAACCUGCUGACUUCCUUCUACUUCUGCAUCGUCACUUUCUCAACUGUGGGCUUCGGUGAUGUAACACCCAAGAUCUGGCCCUCCCAGCUCCUGGUGGUCAUCCUGAUAUGUGUGACCCUUGUGGUACUCCCACUGCAGUUCGAAGAGCUUGUCUACCUCUGGAUGGAGCGGCAGAAGUCAGGGGGCAACUACAGCCGCCACCGAGCACAGACAGAGAAGCAUGUGGUUCUGUGCGUGAGCUCCCUCAAGAUUGACCUCCUCAUGGAUUUUCUGAAUGAGUUCUAUGCCCACCCCCGGCUCCAGGACUACUAUGUGGUCAUCUUGUGUCCCUCUGAAAUGGAUGUCCAGGUGCGGAGGGUACUGCAGAUUCCCCUGUGGUCCCAGCGGGUCAUCUACCUCCAGGGCUCUGCCCUCAAGGAUCAGGACCUCAUGCGAGCCAAGAUGGACAAUGGAGAGGCCUGCUUUAUCCUCAGCAGCAGGAAUGAGGUGGACCGCACAGCUGCGGAUCACCAGACCAUCCUUCGAGCCUGGGCUGUGAAAGACUUUGCCCCCAACUGUCCCCUCUACGUCCAGAUCCUCAAGCCCGAAAACAAGUUUCACGUCAAAUUUGCUGACCAUGUGGUGUGCGAGGAGGAGUGCAAGUACGCCAUGCUGGCCCUGAACUGCAUCUGCCCGGCCACCUCCACCCUCAUCACCCUUCUGGUGCACACAUCCCGUGGCCAGGAAGGACAGGAAUCACCAGAGCAGUGGCAGCGCAUGUAUGGGCGCUGCUCGGGCAACGAAGUAUACCACAUUCGCAUGGGUGAAAGCAAAUUCUUCCGGGAGUACGAAGGCAAGAGCUUCACCUACGCGGCCUUUCACGCACACAAGAAGUAUGGUGUGUGCCUCAUUGGGCUGAAGCGUGAGGAGAACAAGAGUAUCUUGCUGAACCCGGGGCCACGGCACAUCCUGGCCACCUCUGACACUUGCUUCUACAUCAAUAUUACCAAGGAGGAGAACUCAGCCUUCAUCUUCAAGCAGGAGGAAAAGCAGAAGAGGCGGGGUCUUGCAGGGCAGGCCCUUUACGAGGGGCCUUCCCGGCUCCCAGUGCAUAGCAUCAUCGCCUCUAUGGGGACAGUGGCCAUGGACCUGCAGAACACGGAUUGCCGGCCCUCCCAGGGUGGCAGUGGUGGAGGCAGCGGCAAGCUGGCCCUGCCCACAGAGAAUGGCUCUGGCAGUCGGCGCCCCAGCAUUGCACCUGUUCUGGAGCUGGCAGACAGCUCAGCCCUGUUGCCCUGCGACCUCCUGAGUGACCAGUCAGAAGACGAGGUGACACCCUCAGACGACGAGGGGCUCUCUGUGAUUGAGUAUGUGAAGGGCUACCCCCCCAACUCACCCUACAUUGGCAGCUCCCCAACCUUGUGCCACCUUCUGCCUGUGAAAGCCCCCUUCUGCUGCCUGCGACUGGACAAGGGCUGCAAACACAACAGCUAUGAGGAUGCCAAGGCCUACGGGUUCAAGAACAAGCUGAUUAUCGUCUCUGCUGAGACAGCCGGCAAUGGGCUCUACAACUUCAUUGUGCCUCUGCGAGCCUACUACCGGUCCCGCCGGGAGCUCAACCCCAUCGUGCUGCUGCUUGACAACAAGCCUGACCACCACUUCCUGGAGGCCAUCUGUUGCUUCCCCAUGGUCUACUACAUGGAGGGCUCCGUGGACAACCUGGAUAGCCUGCUGCAGUGUGGCAUCAUCUAUGCUGACAAUCUGGUGGUGGUGGACAAGGAGAGCACCAUGAGUGCUGAAGAGGACUACAUGGCAGACGCCAAGACCAUUGUCAAUGUGCAGACCAUGUUCCGGCUUUUCCCCAGUCUCAGUAUUACCACGGAGCUCACACACCCUUCCAACAUGCGGUUCAUGCAGUUCCGUGCCAAGGACAGCUACUCUCUGGCUCUUUCCAAACUGGAGAAGCAAGAACGGGAGAAUGGCUCCAACCUGGCCUUCAUGUUCCGCCUGCCAUUUGCUGCUGGCCGAGUGUUUAGUAUCAGCAUGUUGGAUACACUGCUCUACCAGUCCUUCGUGAAGGACUACAUGAUCACCAUCACCAGGCUGCUGUUGGGCCUUGACACUACCCCAGGCUCUGGCUACCUCUGUGCUAUGAAGGUAACUGAGGAUGACCUGUGGAUCCGCACUUAUGGCCGACUCUUCCAGAAGCUCUGCUCCUCCAGUGCUGAGAUCCCCAUCGGAAUCUACAGGACUGAGUGCCACGUCUUCUCUGCUGAGCCCCACGACCUCAGAGCCCAGUCCCAGAUCUCAGUGAACAUGGAGGACUGCGAGGAUACUCGGGAUGCCAAGGGACCCUGGGGCACACGGGCUGCAUCUGGCAGUGGCAGCACCCAUGGCCGCCAUGGGGCCAGUGUUGACCCAGCGGAGCACCCACUACUGCGCCGCAAGAGCCUGCAGUGGGCCCGCAAGCUGAGUCGCAAGAGCAGCAAGCAGGCGGGGAAGGCACCUGCGGCCACGGAGUGGAUCACCCAGCAGCGGCUCAGCCUGUCCCGGCGCUCGGAACGCCAGGAGCUCUCGGAGCUGGUCAAGAACCGAAUGAAGCACCUGGGGCUGCCCACCACUGGCUAUGAGGACGUAGCAAAUUUAACAGCCAGUGAUGUGAUGAAUCGGGUAAACCUGGGAUAUUUGCAAGAUGAGAUGAACGAUCAUCACCAGAAUACCCUUUCCUACGUACUCAUCAACCCCCCACCAGACACAAGGCUGGAGCCCAACGAUAUUGUGUACCUCAUCCGUUCCGACCCCCUGGCCCACAUGUCCAGCAGCUCCCAGAGUCGCAAGAGUAGCUACAGCAACAAGCUCUCAUCCUGUAAUCCUGAGACCCGGGAUGAGACACAGCUCUGAGCAGUGAGAAGGCCAUGCUGGGGCAGACAGGUGGACACGGAACAAGAGGGAACACCGUCACACCCUAGCCUGGCCCACGCAGGCUGCACUAUGACUAUUUAGUGGCUCUAGGGCUUGCCCCCAAAAAGGAAGUCUUCUCAGUGGGGCCAGUAGUGAGACCACUGGACCACCCUGAAAGCUGGCAGGGAGCACUUUUUAACCUAUUUUUACAAAUCUGUUUGAUUUACGUCUCUUUACACAGCUGUACCACAACUCGUGACUGGGUUCAGACCAAAGUGUGAGGCAAGCAACCAAAGGACAGAACAGGGACUGGACACUGCCCCAGAGCCCACCACCGUGCAUGGCUUCACUCAGUAACUUCUGCAGGGGCGCUGGGGCCAUAGGAGAAGGAGAGACCUGGAAUUGGGGGGUCCUCUUGCAGUGUGUUCUCUAGCCACACAACAUGCUGUUCUGAUCAGAGCUGCUACUGGGCUCUGGAACUACACCAGGGCCUAUGGGUUGCCUCUCCCCAGAAGCAGGUAAGGGGCCAACCAAUAAAGAUGCCACACAUCUUUAAGGAGAGGAGAAAAACAGGGACUUGGAAACCUGGUCAGGAGGCCCCAUCCUGACCCUGUGCUCUGCAGCCCCUGCAGGGGUCUGCGGUGCAUCUUCACGGAGUCCUGCAGCUUUGGCUAUGGAAGUCAGAUACUGUUUCUAGCCAUCACACUUGAGCUUCCCCAGCCAUGAUGUUUGGGGACCCAGGACUGGCAGUCGAUGUGUCUCUGUGGACCAUUUCACACACUCAGAGCAGUGUUAUCUCUAAACAACUGGUCUGAGAAGCACAAUUAACUCUGGGCCCUGGCCAUGGCUCGGGUCUCCAGGGAUUGCUCCAGGCAGCUGACUUCAUUCUUGUUUGUGGUUUGUACAGUCAGAACCUUCUAUUAAAAUGGAUACACCCUGCAGGCAUGCAUGGGACAAGACAGCCCAUCAAGGCUCCAGAGCACUGGGUGUGGGAUACCGCAGAGGCUCACCUGUCUUAGGGCUAUUCCUCACCACAGACUUCACAGACUAGCCUCCAACCCCUGCCAUGGCCAGCAUGGCCUUCCCAAAACACUAACAAAAUCCUCUGUGGCUAUAAGUGGCUGGGUCUGGGCAGCUGCCCCAGGGUGUAUGGGGUAUAAUGCCCAGAGGACCUCAAGCAAGCUGUCCAUCAAUUUCUAUGGUCCAGCAUGCCCCUGAGGAAGCCAGAGCUCACAUAAGGCCCCAAACCCCUGGAAAUCUAUCCUCACCCCACAAUGGGGAGGAAGGUGGCCCUGAUGUGACUAUGUGAAUCACCACCACCCACCUGGGGUGUUUCUUGAGUGUCCUAAAAGGCUGAGAUAAGUGGGAUGGACCAAAGGGCCCAGGCUUUCUCAGAGCAAAUGGAACUUCAGAUGAGCAGGCAAUAAGGGGGAAGGCAGUUGCUGCAGUGUGCCUGAGAAGGGUGCUUAGGGCCAAGCCUCCCUGUCCCGUGACCUGCCUGCAAAUCCAGCCUUCCUACCGCCACUCCUUGCCUGUCUGGAACCUAGCUCACAAAGUAUGCCUGAGUCUUGGGGAAGUGUUAUGGGACAGAGUUGGCUGUGAGGACUCGGAAGUUCUGCGGCCUGGGUUGAGAAGCAGGUAGUUUAACCCUGGGUGAGGGUGGCCAGGACUUACCUAGGCUGGGAUCUUAUCAGUGGCCAUCAGUCUGUAGCAGGAGGGGGCUUAGCCUGUACCCACAUUCUAUCUCCCUGCUCGACCACUUGCCUGGCUGCUGAGCCCAGAGAACAGCAGAGGUGCUCUUCAUCUAGAUGGCCGAAGUCUUCAAGCUGCCCUGGAAGCUGCCACCUCUGAAGCCCCUUGGGAAAAGCCGCCUGACCCAUAUGUGGAUGUUUACUGCCUUGUGCGCCUACAUACAGCAUGGACAAACAUUUUCAGUCACCAAUAGUGGGGGGGGGAGGGGGGCUUCUCCCACAGGUAGAGGCAGAUAACUCCACCUCAGCCUUUUGAUAGUUUCUAAAGAUGCCAAGCCCUGGGACUGGUACUUGGGCCUGGAGGAUUUGUGUGCUGCGAUCAAUAAAAGCCACUUGCACAGCUGGAAUCUUCCAUGGCUUCCAUUGCCUUCAUCUCCAGGCUUAGAAGACAACCUGUCUUUUGCAGUAUCCCUGUGCACUGCCAUUCCUGGAUACCGUCAAUUCUCCCAGCCCUCAUACCCUGCUGGGACACUCGCAUGAACACUUGUUUCAAAUGGAAAGGCCCUGCCUUUCCACUGCAACAGAACUUUCAAAGUACACAAAAUUAGCAAGAAGCCUUUUAUCUCUCUUGUUCCUAACUAAUUGAGCCAAAACCUGCUCAAAAUAGCGCCAAAUGUCUUGGGUGCUGUAGCCUUUGGUUAAGUGAGGCAAUGGCAGCAGUGACUAGGAGUGCUUCUGCGGGGGUGGGGGGUGCUCAAGAGCAGGGAGCCUGUGCAGUAUGUGUUUGCUGCAGGUUCUAGGCCAUCUCAGGAACUUGUUUUUAAAGAUGGGCUUUGACAGGCAGAGGAAGGGAUUUCUGAUUGCUUAGGUGCUUAAUGCAGAAAAAGAGGAAGGGCAGAGACAGAGACCAUAGCAAAGGACAAAACAGUUGCACACGGGUGACACCAAUCCAGCUAUACAUCUGCCACAUCAGCUGGCCAAUGACAAGGCAGAGCCACAGUGGACAAGAAAGCAAGACUCUGAGACAUGACCCAUCUCCCAGGUCCCACUCACUCCACCAAUCCAUGUGCCUCAUGCUGCAAGGCAUCUGGUUGGGAGUUUUCAAGACAGAUUGCUAAGGGCGUGUGACCAGUCUACCUCUGCCAGAACACCCAGGUCAGCACCACCAUGCUCUUAUCCCACCACUCUGACCCUUCAUCUUACACACACCCCAUGCAGUCACAUCUUAAUGACGAUGUCAAGGGUCUUUUUAAACUGAGUCACAAUUUUUCCCCCUUGGAUAAACUUCAUUAGGAAGACAGUGUAGAAUACAAAGAAAUACUGCAUUUGAAUAACAAUAAAACAAUAUUGUUGUGGGGAAGCUAACAGUUUUAGAUAAUACCUUAUUAAUUUCAGUUUAUUUUCUGUCUUCCCUUCUGAGAAAGCAGGUUCCUUGAGAAUGGGGUUCUGUGUGUCUAAUGCUCGCUGCACACAAAGCAGAGAUAUACCUUUGGUAUCA